Aspergillus homomorphus CBS 101889 is the source of this 1614-nucleotide messenger RNA. RefSeq names its product MFS transporter. Gene Ontology annotation, biological process: transmembrane transport. The record is from RefSeq and is a predicted model, not a curated record. Gene Ontology annotation, cellular component: membrane. Gene Ontology annotation, molecular function: transmembrane transporter activity. The transcript has 5 exons. The coding region runs from base 1 to 1614 and encodes 537 amino acids. Lineage: Eukaryota; Fungi; Ascomycota; Eurotiomycetes; Eurotiales; Aspergillaceae.
AUGGCCAUUUUCGACCUCGUUUUUCGAAACAGGGACCAGGAGGUCCCGGUCGUGGACGAGGAGGCCAAGGGCCCUCACUUCACUGUCUUCUCGAGUCCCAAGUCCUCUCAACCGAAUAGUGAAUCCUCAUCUGGCUUUGCAACACCCACAGAAGAGAAGAGCCUCGCUCCCCUGGGAAGAUGUCCGGAGAUCGGUCGGCUGGCCUCCUGGCGAGGCGCGCUGAUCCUGCUGGUGACCUCGGGCUCCCAAUUCCUCGAUAACGUGUACAUGACCAGCGCCAACGUCGCUCUCUCCUCGAUCCAAAAAGACUUCGACGUGACCAGCACAAACCUGCAAUGGAUGAUCUCCGCAUAUACCUUGACGUUUGGCGGCUUCCUGCUUCUUGCCGGCGUGCUCUCCGAUCAAUACGGCCGGAAGAACAUUCUCUGCAUCGGCCUGUUCUGGCUGUCUGUCUGGACCCUGGCGAUUGGCUUCGGCCAGUCCUUCAUCCAGCUCACAGUCUUCCGAGGCCUGCAAGGCAUCGGAGCAGCAAUGACCGUUCCAUCCGCGAUCGGGAUCAUCAGCGCCUACUUCACGGGCGUUGAUCGCACGCGCGGACUAGCCAUCUACGCCUCAUCAGGAACACUGGGGUUCUGCGUGGGCCUGAUCUUCGGGGGGUUCCUGACCUCCUCGCUGGGCUGGCGAUACAUCUACUACUUCAUCGUAAUCAUCACGGGAUCGCUGGGCAUUCUAGGUGCCGUCGUUCUCCCAAAAGACAUCAUGGCCAAGGAGAAGCCGAAGAUGGACUUCGUGGGCGCGUCGAUGUCGACGGUGGGACUGAUUCUGCUGCAGUUCGUCCUGUCGAGCGGGGGAUCCUACGGCUGGAGCCAGCCGUUCAUCAUCGUGCUGUUGAUCCUGGCGGUGGCGCUGCUGGUCGCGUUCACCAUGCUGCAGAAAUACAUCGCGUAUCCGCUGAUGCCGCUCUCGCUGUGGAAGAUCCCCAACUUCGCGGGACUCUACCAGAACGUGAUCUACUACAUCGUGCUGACGGCACAGGAGGUCGACAAGCUGUCGGCGGGCCAGACGGCGCUGCGCUUCCUCCCGAUGGGGGCGAUCGGGUUCGUGGCCUCGAUGGGCACGGGCAAGUUGCUGGAGUUCGUGAACGGGAAGUACACGCUCAUCGCGGGGCUGGUGCUGACGGUGGUGGCGCCGAUCCCGAGCUCCAUCACCGUGAGCCCGGAGUCGAGUUUCUGGAUCAACGUCUUCCCCACCUCCCUAAUCAGCAUCACAGCCAUCUCGCUCAUCUUCGUAACAACCAGCACAUGCAUCCUGACCACCGUGCCGAUUAACGUGAAAAGCCUCUGUGGCGGAAUGCUAAACACAGCCUUCCAAAUCGGCUCCGGCGUCGCCCUGGCCAUCUCCGCUGCCGUCACUGAGGCAGUCGACAUCGAGAAGGGCCACGAUCUCGCCCACCAGUACUCGACGGGUCUGUGGUGCUCCGCCGGCCUGGCUGGGCUGGGGCUGGUAGUGGCUCUCUUCGCCGUGCGAAGAAGGGGAAUCGGGCCUGAGGACCGGUGGAUUCUGUUGGUGCGAUUUGAUUUGUCUUCUGUGUCUUUUAAGUGUGGUAAAAGUUGA